AUGACGCUGUUCAGCGUCCAUCUCGACCCGACGCUCGUCGUCGUUGUCAAUGAUGAGCAAAAUGUUCCGGCAAUCAGCCCACUGCUUGAAUCAGACACAAGUCUCAUCUCCACUCGUGACGCGAGCGGUGACGGCGGCAAAGCACUAGCACCGACGGACCUCGCCUCCGAGCCAAUCGCUCCACCACCGCCUACCGCAGCAUCCACGACAGCGUUGCGAAAUGGCUCCCAAGUCCUCAAAAAGGGUAUGCCAAUUCGUGUACCCAUGCUUCAGCGCGCAAGGACGUCGACGUUCUGGACCCGUGACAAGGACAAGCGAUCCCAAGCAGUCAAUAGUGCCAAGGCCUCGAACAGUCUCUCCCUAAAGCUCUCCAGUUAUGUCGUCCCUCUUCCUCUGCCAAAGGAAGUACCGCCGGCUGCCCCCGUGCCAGAGGAGAAGCCAUUAGACGAGCCCGUGAUACUGCCAGCAGUCGAAAGACCUCCAAUACAACCGGAAUCUUACAAUGCCGAAUCGCCCAAAGUGGACGCCCAAUCGUCCCUUUCCUCACUUCUUCAACCUAUCCUAUCCCUCUUUCCGCCACCGCAAUCAACAGCUCUUGCACCGGCAAUUGAUUUGGAAACCCCGGAUGCCCCUCCCUCUCCGACUUUGUCCGAAAAGGACGAAAUAGGCGACAAGACCGUUGGCGGGGAUGGACUGGAACCCUUUACCAUCCAUCGGCCGCGUGUACUGGAACCGGUUCGAGAAGCUACGGCCGCACGAAAGGCCUAUACGUUUGAUUGGAAGAUUGACGUGUUUGGCGAUUCACCCGUAGCUGUCAAGGGCCAACGGACCAAAUAUCCCAAACAUCAUCAGCCACCAACUUCAAAUGCCCCAGUGCUACCACCCAUCCCGGCGUGUCCACCCCUCGACUUUGACGCCACCUCUUCAACCUCCCCACCACCGCAGCGGGUCGAGAAUCUGCAGAAAGACAAGCUCAAGAAAAAGGAGAGUGUCGACUCGUUACGCCGUAACAUACAGAGCCCAUUGCUCCCCUUGGCGCUUUAUCGCGCAGCACGAAGAAAUCGAUCACGUUCGACAGCGUCGAUCGGGACAAUGUUCUCUUCUUCCUCUUCAGGUCUACCAACAUCCUUCCUCAGACUCUUCUCUGCGUCAGACGCGCGGACGUCUUCCUUUGCGACGUUCUUCUCUGACCCAUCGCUGGUAUCCGUCACGAGCGGUGUCAGUAGUUUUGAACAAGACGAGCUCAUGACGCCGUUUGGAUCCGAGGUGAUGCUCGGAUAUCAUCAUGCUGUCCCAGCAGGCGUGCGGUUUGCAAAGGAUAGAGAUUACGAAUCUGUGAGGGAGAGGGAGAGGGACGACGACCAAAGUCAGAGUCGUCGGACGCGCGAGGCAGGAAGGACGUCUCCUUCACUCGAUCUAUCCUCCCCAACCUCGAGUAUUCGCAGGGCCAUUGACGCAAUGGGUCUCGCCUCGCCAUCUAUCCCCAUGGAACUGGUAGACGCACUCAGGAGUAAUCCAGAACUCCACACGUUCUUCUCGGAAGACACGCUCGCCGAGGAUAUGGAGCUAUCCAACGCUCUUGCCAAUUACGCUCAAGCUCAGAGUCAUCGUCAGGAUGAGCUUGAAACGGAAGACAUGGAGUCCCUUCAAGAACAUGGGCAGGAAGAGGAACACGGGGAAGAGGUCGAGAUGCAUACGGGCACGACACCGCAUACACCAUCCACCGAUCGUUCGGUGCCCGAGGACGAUUCGGAUGACGACUAG
Molecule: messenger RNA, 1764 nt
Organism: Serendipita indica DSM 11827
Lineage: Eukaryota; Fungi; Basidiomycota; Agaricomycetes; Sebacinales; Serendipitaceae
Source: the annotation of a GenBank genome assembly